UCAGAAUAUCUUUCCUUUUGUAGAAGGAGAAUUUAAACUUUACAACAUAAUUGUCAAGGAAUACAAUGACACCAAAUAUCUGGACUACACAUCUCAGUCCUCCAUUGAACAUAUUUGAGGUAUAAAAUUGUGGUACUAACAAAAACUUUAAAACACGGACAAUGGCAGAAGAUGGAGAAAAUAUUCUUAUUGGUAAUGUUCUUUCACCACAUAACAUUUUUCAUGUUCCAGCUGAUGGAAAUUGUCUCUUUAGCUGUUUGUCAAUGUGCAUUUAUGGCGAUAUAUUAUUCAAUAAUCAAAUGCGUAAAAUUAUAGUUGAUCACGUCAUCAGUGCAUGGCAAAGGUUACACUCUUACACAUUUACAUCAACUGGUGAAACAUAUACUUCACCUAAUGAAUAUGCUUCAGAAAUGUCAAAAGAUGGCAUUUACGGUACAACGUGUGAGUUAAUUGCUGCAAGUGAAAUAUUUGAUCACCAAUUUCAAAUUUUUAGAAAUGGUAAUAUUAUUGCUCAAUUCGGUGCCUUAAACGAUAGUUUCUCAAGGUUAAAGUUAUCCGGAGAAAUAUCAAAUGGACAUUUUGACGUGUUAAUACCUGUUUCUCGUGGAUUAUCAAUAUCUAAUUUUACUUUUUCUGAAAAUUUGGUCCCUUCUUCAAAAUUAAAACGAGUGUAUACUAAGCGAAAAUCUAAUUUGGCUCAAAAGAAUAUCCGGAAAAAAAAUAAAAAUCGUAUUAGUAUAUUACGUUCAAAAAAAAAAUUGUCCUCAAAUAAUUGGACUAAUAAAUUAAACUCAGGUUUCAUGUAUGACAUUCGAAUAGAUUAUCAAAAUGACUCGUCUGUUGCUUUAGGUCAAAUGAGUCUUGUAUGUAAAUAUUGCAAUGCAAAGAGAUGGAAGGACGAAGCAUCAGGAUUGUGUUGUAAUAAUGGAAGAACUAAUUUACCAAAAUUACCCACACCACCAGAGCCACUUAAUAGUCUUUUGACUGGUCAUCAUAGUCUAUCUAAACAUUUUCUAAAUAAUACUAGAAAAUAUAAUGGUUGUUUCCAAAUGACAUCAUUUUUUGCUAACAUAGUAAACGAAUCUUUUUGUCGUACAACAUUUAAAAUACAGGGGCAAGUUUACCACAGUAUUGGUAGUCUGUUGCCAUCGGUGGGAAAACAACCAUCCUUCUUACAAAUUUAUUUCGUUAAAAAUGAUGUUAUUGAGAGAGAUAUUAGACUCGAUAAUUAUUCAAGUUUAUCACCAGACUUAGUAUUAGAGCUCCAAAGAAUGCUUCAUAAUGCAAAUGGCUACAUCAAAGAUUUCUUGAGUGCUUCAGAAAUAAUGACGAAAAAUGAUAAUGUUCAGUUAGUAAUUCAUGCGAACAAAAAAGUUAAUGAUGUCCACAAAGGGAGACUAAAUUUGCCAAGAACAAAUGAAAUUGCUGUAUUAUUGUCAGGAAAUAUCGGUGAUAAAAGAGAUAUUGUUAUACGACAAAGAGAUGAGGGGCUUCAAAGAAUCAGCGAAACCCACCGAUCUUACGAUGCAUUGCAAUAUCCUCUUAUUUUCAGUUAUGGUGAAAAUGGUUAUUCAAUAGACAUCUUACAAUACGAUCCUGUACAGUCAAAACCAGGGAAAAAAACUGUUUCAGCGUUGAACUUUUAUUCAUACCGUAUUAUGGAACGAGUGGGUCUUAAUAAUCAUUUACUACAUUUUAGAGAGCUAUUUAAUCAAUUUUUAGUUGAUAUGUUUGCAAAAAUUGAGACAGAGCGAUUAAGGUUUAUACGAUUUAAUCAAUCAAAAUUGCGAGCUGAAAAUUAUUUGCAUUUAAAAGACGCAAUCGACAAAAAUGAUGCAAAUCCAUCAGAAAUUGGGCAGAAGGUUAUUUUACCAUCUUCAUUCACUGGUAGCCCUCGCUACAUGCAUGAAAAAAGUCAGGAUGCAAUGACAUAUGUUCGUCAUUAUGGCAGACCAGAUUUAUUUAUAACUUUUACUUGUAAUCCUAACUGGCCAGAAAUUAAAACAAAUCUAUACGGAGAUGAAAAACCAUAUGAUCGCCAUGAUCUUGUGUCUAGGGUUUUUUAUUUAAAAGUUAAAAAAUUAAAAAAAAUAUUAAUCCAACAUAAACUGUUUGGUGAAGUAAGAGCCUUCAUGCUUUCAUUUGAGUGGCAAAAGCGUGGGUUACCACAUGUUCAUAUCUUACUAUGGUUGUUGAAUAAGAUUAAACCAAAUCAAAUUGAUGAAAUUAUUUCUGCUGAGAUUCCAAAUCAUGAAAAAGACCCAAAACUAUACGAAAUUGUAAAGUCAAAUAUGAUUCAUGGGCCUUGCGGGGAGUUGAAUUUAAAAAGCCCAUGCAUGAGUGAAAAAACAUGCACUAAAAGAUAUCCACGUCCAUUUCGUGAUGAAACACAGUCUGAUCAUGACGGAUAUCCUCUGUAUCGAAGGAGAAGUGUUGAAAAUGGAGGUUUCACCGUUAAUAUUAACGGUCUAACAGUUGAUAAUAGGUGGGUUGUUCCAUUCUCGCCAGUUCUGUCUCGAACAUUUGAUGCGCAUAUUAAUGUUGAAUUGUGCAGUUCAAUUAAAUCUAUAAAAUAUGUAUGUAAAUAUAUCAAUAAAGGUUCUGAUUUAUCAUCAUUUUCUCUUAAAAAUGAAUAUGAUGAAAUACUGAUUUAUGAAACUGGUAGGUAUAUCAGUACAUCAGAAGCUGUCUGGAGAAUCUUAGGAUUCAACAUACAUGAAAGAUUUCCUUCAGUGAUGCAAUUAAGUGUGCAUCUUGAAAACGGGCAAAGAGUUUACUUCACUGAUGAAAAUUUAAUGGAAAAACUGAAAAAUCCAAAAAAUACCACUUUGUUAGCAUUUUUUAACCUUUGUAAAAGUGAUGAUUUUGCUAAAAAGCUCCUAUAUUGCGAAAUUCCAUCUUAUUAUGUUUGGAAAGAUAACACAUUUAUUAGACGCAAAAUUGGUGCAAAAGUUUAUGGUUUUCCAGAUGUUUUUAAAAGUCAAGUCCUUGGUAGAAUAUAUACUAUUCACCCAAAUAACUCUGAGUGUUAUUUCUUGCGAUUGUUAUUGACCAAAAUUAGAGGACCUACGUGCUUUAAUGAUUUAAAAACAGUAAAUAAUGAAAUUCAUCCAACAUUCAAAUCUGCUUGCCAGUCACUGGGGUUAUUAGAAGAUGAUAAUCAUUGGAACUUGACAUUUGAGGAAAGAGCCAUCUCUGACAACCCUUGUAGUUUGAGAGAAUUAUUUGCAAUUAUUCUUGUAUUUUGUGAUGUAGGAGAUCCUUUACGUUUGUGGGAAAGGCACAAAGACAAGCUUUUUUCAGAUAUUAAGUUUACAUUGCAACAGAAAUUCCUGGAAAUGAAUGAAACGAUUAUUCUUGAAAAAGCUCAAAAUGAAUGUUUACUUUUACUUCAAAAAGUUAUUAAGGACUUGUCUGGAAACUCACUCUCGUUUUUCGGUUUACCUGACCCUAUAUAUUUAGAAUCUGAACUUGAGCAAAAAAGAAAUUAUUUUUAUGAACGAGAGACUUCUUAUGAUUAUGAAUUGGCAUCUGCAAUAAUUAAGACACACGAAUCUAAAUUAAAUGAAGAGCAAGCAAUUGUGUUUCAUCAAAUUACAGAUAGCUUAUUUAAUAAUGAAGGUAAUAUCUUCUUCCUCGAUGCGCCUGGUGGAACUGGCAAAACUUUUUUGAUAAAUCUUUUACUAGCUAAAGUACGAAUUUGCGGUAAAAUUGCACUUGCUGUUGCUUCUUCUGGAAUAGCAGCUACCUUACUGUGGGGUGGAAGAACCGCACAUUCAGUGUUCAAAUUACCUAUAGAUAUACUUUCCCACGAAAACCCUGUUUGUAACAUUUCAAAACAAAGCGAUGCAGCCAAAGUUUUACGAGACUGUCAAUUUAUUGUUUGGGACGAAAGUACAAUGUCACAUAAAAAAUGCGUAGAGGCAUUAGACCGUUCUCUCCAAGAUAUUCGCAAUAACAAUCUACCAAUGGGAGGAAUUACAGUUCUAUUCUCUGGCGAUUUUAGGCAAACACUUCCUGUCAUUCCAUCAGGAACACCAGCAGACGAAAUCAAUGCUUGCUUAAAGUCAUCUCACCUUUGGAAUAAGAUGGUAGUUUUACAUUUAUCCAAAAAUAUGAGGGUUCAUGUAGGGUCUGAAAAAAAUAUGGAGGAAUUUGCUCAAAUUUUGUUGGAGAUUGGCAACGGCACAAGGUAUGAAGUUGACGAUAGAAUUGUGUUGGAUGAUAACACGUGUGUAGUUGUUAAUCAAAUUAAUGAAUUAAUUGCAAAAAUUUAUCCCAACAUGAAAAAAAUUCAAUCAAUUCAUUAUUCAUGGUUUAAAGAAAGAGCAAUUUUGUCUGCCAGGAAUGAAGACGUUCUUGAAAUUAACAACUUAUGUUUGAAAAAUAUUGAAUCUCCGGAAAAUACUUACUUAUCAAUUGAUUCAACAACUGAGAUUGAAAAUGCAGUUCACUAUCCUGUUGAAUUUUUAAACACUUUAAAUCCUGCUGGUUGUCCUCCACAUACAUUGCAUUUAAAGGUUGGUGUACCCAUUAUGCUUUUAAGAAAUCUAAAACCUCCAAAAUUGUGCAAUGGUACCAGAUUAAUUAUUAUUGCUUUACAUAAGUACUUAAUUGAAGCAAAAAUAAUUACAGGCCCAAAUGAAGGAGAAACUGUAUUCAUUCCCAAAAUUCCUAUAAUUCCAUCAAACUUGCCGUUCCAAUUUAAGCGUUUUCAAUUCCCUGUGAAACUUUGUUUUGCGAUCAGCAUAAAUAAAUCACAAGGUCAAACGUUAAAAACAGUUGGUGUAGAUCUAAGACAUGAUUGCUUUUCACAUGGACAGGUAUACGUAGCUUUUUCAAGAGUUAGUUCUCCAGAAAAUUUGUUUGUUCUACAACCAACUUGUAAAACCAAAAAUAUUGUUUAUAAACAAGUUUUAUGUUAAUUUAAUGCAAACAAACUUUCACAGAGAAUUGAAAACGCUUCAAAUUUGCUUCAACAAUUAUGAACAACAAUAAUGAGUUGAUUGAAUUUUUUUCAUGUUGUUUUAAAAUCAUUGCAUAAUCAAAAAUUUAGUAGAGAUCUUCUUGGGACGUAGUAACGAUUUUUUGCGAUUAAAUCAUGAUUUUGUCAUGAUACAAUCAUGAUUUUUUUAGAAACUAUUUUUUGCUCCUUGAAUGAUUCUGUUCGAAUUUCUUGUCCAGGUGAAUCCUGUGAUCCUUGUGUUUAGGUACUUCACAUUUAAAAGUCCGAAAUUAUUUUCCGGAAUAAUUUAAUUUUUCCAGAUUAUAAAUUUAAAUUGUUAUUAAAUGAUGAAAAAUUCAAAAUUCCAAUUCCAAUUUCCAAAAUUUCAGAGCAUGUUAUAUCUUCUUUCAAAAUUUAUUGUCAAUUCAAGUUGCUAUUCAAUUAAAA
Molecule: messenger RNA, 5392 nt
Organism: Bemisia tabaci
Lineage: Eukaryota; Metazoa; Arthropoda; Insecta; Hemiptera; Aleyrodidae
Source: RefSeq, a predicted model, not a curated record